Saccostrea cuccullata (small rock oyster) is the source of this 1201-nucleotide messenger RNA. RefSeq lists its product as uncharacterized. The transcript has 9 exons. The record is from RefSeq and is a predicted model, not a curated record. The coding region runs from base 209 to 1201 and encodes 330 amino acids. Lineage: Eukaryota; Metazoa; Mollusca; Bivalvia; Ostreida; Ostreidae.
AGCAGCAUAUCAAAAUGUAUCAAAAUGUAUAAAUAUCUUAUUGUUUUAUAUUUGAGUACAUUUACACAACAGAACUCUUUCAAAGAACGAUAGACUUGCUGUUUAUCUUAAUCUCAGUUUGCUUUCUUUUAAAAUAGGAUUAAAGCUUCCUCUUCGACAACAACAUGAUACAAUUUCCCUUUUAUGUGCUUCUGAAAAAGUGGAGCCCAUGACUUUGAUGAAACCUGUCAUCUCGGAUAUACAAUCAUGUAAAAGGGAUGGCAUUUCUGGUUUUGAUGCUUAUAGAAAGGAAGAAUGCAUUAUAACGACAGACUUAAACAUAAUUGUCGCAGAUUUUAACAUGCAGUCUUAUCUCUGCAAUCAUCUUGGAGCCUGUGCUACAAAAUAUUGUCCACGCUGUUAUGCGGAUGUAGACCAUGCCACAAGUAAAGCCAGAGAGAGGACUCCAUCAAAGACGUUAACCACAAUUAACAGAAUCAAUAUGAGAAGUAUGGAGGCAGACAAACGGAAACUAAGACAACAAACUGGUGUCAAAGAAUAUGAAAAUCCAUUGUGGGACAUAAUUAAUCCACACAGGGAUAUACCAGUGGGUUUCCUCCAUCUGAUGCCAUUAGGCCUUACUAAACACUUGGUGAAUCGCCAAGGCAAGGACUUCAAGCAAUAUCUACAAUUUGCUCCCAUCAAUUUUGCCUAUGUUGGUAUUCCUCGUCAGUUUCUAAAAAUGCUGAACACGCUUGCACAGAUACAACAAGUCCUACAGAAAGACCAGUUUACAGAGUCUGACAUUGAGGAGGCUGAACAUCUUAUCAGCAAGUACCUUAACCAAGUUGAGACCCAUAUACCAGAUUUGAAAAGGAAAGCAAAGACUCACCUCCUUUGUCAUAUGGUAGAUGACAUCAAGAGGCAUGGUCCUCCAAAAGGUUUCACUGAGGAUGGCUUUGAGAAAAACCAUGCUUCCAUUCGGAAUGACAUUUUCCACCAGAACCAAAAACAGAGGAGUAGAGAUACUGCCAUAUCCUUCUCCCACAUGACAUUGCUGAACCAUAUAAUUUCUGGUGGAUAUUUUCCACAGAACAAUGAUUGGGUGUGUUCAGGACAUGGAGCAAAAGACUUGGGUCUACAACGGGAGGUCCUGCAGUAUGGGGGUAGAUCCUUACCAGAGGAGGAAGGUGCAGUGGUCAGGAGUUUCAGAGGAAGCUGA